GCCGGGCCUUCCACAGCUGCACCUGGAGGGGAACCGCCUCGUUCUCACUUGCCUCGCUGAAGGGAGCUGGCCCUUGGAAUUCAAGUGGAUGCACGAUGACAGUGAGCUCACCACCUACACCAGCGAAUAUAAGUAUGUUAUUCCAUCUUUACAGAGGCUGGAUGCUGGGUUUUACCGCUGUGUGGUUCGAAACAGAAUGGGAGCCCUCUUGCAAAGAAGAUCAGAAGUUCAAGUCGCAUAUAUGGGAAAUUUCAUGGAUACAGAUCAGAGAAAAAUGGUCUCUCAAGGACAUGCAGCUGUACUCAACUUACUGCCCAUCACCAGCUGCCCCAGACCUCAAGUGACCUGGUUCAGAGAAGGGCACAAGAUUAUUCCAAGCAACAGAAUAGCCAUCACGCUGGAGAACCAGCUGGUGAUCCUGGCAGCGACGGCCAGCGAUGCAGGGGCUUACUACGUGCAGGCCGUCAACGAGAGGAAUGGGGAGAACAAGACCAGCCCACUCAUUCACCUGAGCAUAGCAAGAGAUGUUGGCACGCCUGAAGCCGUGGCCCCCGUCAUCGUGAUCCCCCCGAGCAACAGAAGCGUGGUGGCCGGGUCCAGUGAGACCACCUUGGAAUGCAUAGCCAAUGCCAGGCCCGUCGAGGAGCUGAGUGUGACCUGGAAGAGAAACGGGGUGAGAGUCACCAGUGGGCUCCACAGCUUCGGGAGACGCCUCACCAUCAGCACCCCGACCUCCUCAGACGUCGGGGAGUACGUCUGCGAGGCGGCGCUGGCAGGGAGCGCUUUCGAGCCCGCCACAGCCAAAGCCUUCCUUUCUAUCGUAGAGCCACCGUAUUUUACCGAGGAACCCGAGAGCCGGAUUUUAGUGGAAGUAGAAGAAACCGUGGACAUCGUGUGUGGAGCCAUGGGGGCCCCUCUUCCCACCCUCCGGUGGUUCAAGGACGCGGUCUCCAUCAACAAGCUCCAGAACCCUCGAUACCAAGUGCUGUCAAGUGGAGGCCUGCGCGUCCAGAAGCUGCGUCCGGAGGACUCAGGAAUCUUCCAGUGCUUCGCCAGUAACGAGGGCGGGGAGGUCCAGACCUACACCUACCUGGACGUCACCAAUGUCGCCCCAGCCUUCACCCAGCUUCCGGCGGACACCACGGUUACCGACGGGGCGACAGCCGUCCUGAGCUGUGCGGUGUCCGGGGCUCCCAGGCCGGCCAUCGCGUGGAGGAGAGGAAACCGCAUUCUGGCCAGCGGCUCCGUGCGGAUUCCCAGGUUCACGCUCCUUGAGUCUGGGGGUCUGCAGAUCGCCCCUGUCUUACUCCAGGAUGCUGGUAACUACACCUGCUUUGCAGCCAACUCCGAGGGUUCCCUGCACGCGUCUGCCACGCUCACCGUGUGGAAUCGAACGUCCAUCGUGAACCCUCCAGAGGACCGCGUGGUGAUUAAGGGGACCACGGCCACGCUGCACUGUGGGACCACCCACGACCCCCGCACUUCUCUCCGCUACGUGUGGAAGAAGGACAACGUGGUCAUCACCCCAUCUGGCAGCUCCAGGAUUGUGGUGGAGAAGGACGGGUCCCUCCUCAUUAGCCAGACGUGGUCGGGCGACAUUGGAGACUACACCUGUGGAGUCAUCUCCGAGGGCGGGAACGACUCCAGGACAGCCCGCCUGGAGGUGAUUGAACUGCCUCAUUCACCCCAGAACCUCCUGGCCAGCCUGAAUUCUUCUCACAGCCAUACCGUGAUGCUCUCCUGGGUCCGACCCUUUGAUGGAAACAGCCCUGUUCUUUAUUACAUUGUGGAGCUGUCUGAAAACAACUCUCCGUGGAAAGUGCAUCUGUCACACGUCGGCCCCGAGAUGACAGGCGUCACCGUGCGUGGCCUGACCCCGGCUCGUACCUAUCAAUUCAGGGUGUGCGCCGUGAACCAAGUGGGCAAAGGCCAGUACAGCGCAGAGACGAGCAGGCUGGUGCUCCCUGAAGAGCCGCCCGGGGCUCCCCCGAAAAACAUAGUGGCCAGUGGGCGCACCAAUCAGUCCAUCAUGGUCCAGUGGCAGCCGCCCCCCGAAACAGAGCACAAUGGGCUGCUGCGUGGGUACAUCCUCAGGUACCGCCUGGCUGGCCUGCCCGGAGAGUACCAGCAGAGGAACAUCACGAGCCCCGAGGUCAGCUACUGCCUGGUGACGGAGCUUAUCAUCUGGACGCAGUACGAGAUACAGGUGGCCGCCUACAAUGGGGCUGGCCUGGGCGUCUUCAGCAGGGCGGUGACCGAGUACACCUUACAAGGAGUGCCGACCUCGCCCCCGCAGAACGUGCAGGCGGAAGCCGUGAACUCCACGACCGUCCAGCUCCUGUGGAACCCUCCACCCCAGCAGUUCAUCAAUGGCAUCAACCAGGGCUAUAAGCUUCUGGCGUGGCCAGCCGAUGUCCCCGAGGCCGUCACUGUCGUCACCAUUGCUCCAGAUUUCCAUGGAGUCCACCAUGGGUACAUAACGAACUUGAAGAAGUUUACUGCUUACUUCACAUCAGUUCUGUGUUUCACCACGCCGGGGGACGGGCCUCCAAGCACGCCUCAGCUCAUACGGACACAUGAAGACAAACCGGGACCUGUGGGACACCUGAGUUUCACGGAGAUCCUGGACACGUCUCUCAAGGUCAGCUGGCAGGAGCCCCUGGAGAAAAACGGCAUCGUUACAGGCUACCAGAUCUCCUGGGAGGUGUACGGGAAGAGCGACUCACGGCUGGAACUCACUCUCAACAGCUCGACGCACGAGUAUAAGAUCCAAGGGCUGUCCUCUCUCACCACCUACACCAUCGACGUGGCGGCCCUCACCGCCGUGGGCGCUGGCCCGGCCACCUCGUCCACCAUCUCUUCUGGGGUGCCCCCAGAGCUCCCUGGUGCCCCGUCCAACCUGGUCAUUUCCAACAUCAGCCCUCGCUCAGCCACCCUGCAGUUCCGACCCGGCUACGACGGGAAGACAUCCAUCUCCAGGUGGAUCGUGGAGGGACAGGUUGGAGCCAUCGGCGACGAGGAGGAGUGGGUCACCCUCUACGAGGAGGAGAAUGAGCCUGACGCCCAGACGCUGGAGAUCCCAAACCUCACGCCCUACACUCAUUACAGGUUCCGAAUGAGGCAGGAGAACGUCGUCGGUGCCAGCCCCUUCAGUCAGUCCUCCCGGGUCAUCCAGACCCUGCAGGCCCCCCCGGACGUGGCCCCCACCAGCGUCACCGUCCGAACUGCAAGCGAGACCAGCCUGCGGCUCCGCUGGGUGCCGCUGCCCGACUCACAGUACAAUGGGAACCCCGAGUCCGUGGGCUACAGAGUUACGUGCUGGCGCCCCGACCUCCCGUCCACUGUGCUGGCCCAAGUCAUCAGCGACCGGCUGGAGAGGGAGCUCACGGUCGAGGGGCUGGAGGAAUGGACAGAGUACGAGCUGCAGAUGCAGGCCUUCAACGCCAUCGGGGCCGGGCCCUGGAGCGAGGCCGUCCGGGGCCGGACACGGGAGUCAGUUCCUUCAGCCGCCCCCGAAAAUGUGUCAGCCGAGGCCGUCAGCUCCACCCAGAUUUUACUGACGUGGGCUUCGGUGCCCGAACAGGACCAGAAUGGGCUCAUAUUGGGCUACAAGAUCCUGUUCCGCGCCAGAGAUCUGGAUCCUGAGCCCAGGAGCCACGUGGUCCGAGGGAACCACACGCAGUCCGCGCUCCUGGCCGGUCUGGGCAAGUUCGUGCUGUACGAGCUCCAGGUGCUGGCCUUCACCCGCAUCGGGAACGGGGUCCCCAGCUCGCCCCCCAUCCUGGAGCGGACCAAAGAUGACGCCCCAGGCCCACCCGUGAGGCUUGUGUUCCCAGAGGUGAGACUCACGUCUGUGCGGAUCGUGUGGCAGCCGCCGGAGGAGCCCAACGGCGUUAUUCUGGGGUACCAGAUCGCCUACCGCCUGGCCAGCAGCAGCCCUAACACGUUCACCACCGUGGAGGUCGGCGCCACCGUGAGGCAGUUCACGGCCACUGAGCUGGCCCCGGAGUCCGCGUACGUCUUCCGGCUGUCGGCCAAGACCAGGCAGGGCUGGGGGGAGCCGCUGGAGGCCACCGUCAUCACCACCGAGAAGAGAGAGCGGCCGGCGCCCCCCAGGGAGCUCCUGGUGCCCCAAGCGGAAGUGACCGCGCGCAGCCUGUGGCUCCAGUGGGUCCCGGGCAGCGAUGGGGCCUCCCCCAUCCGGUACUUCACGGUGCAGCUGCGCGAGCUGCCCCGGGGACAGUGGCAGACCUACUCCUCGUCCAUCAGCCACGAGGCCACAGCCUGUGCCAUUGAAAGGCUGAGGCCCUUCACCUCCUACAAGCUGCGCCUGAAGGCCACCAAUGACAUUGGGGACAGCGCCUUCAGCGCCGAGACAGAGGCGGUAACCACACUGCAGGACGUUCCGGGAGAGCCUCCAAGCUCUGUCUCUGUGACGCCACACACCACCUCGUCUGUUCUGAUCCAGUGGCAGCCCCCGAGGGACGAGAGCCUGAACGGCCUCCUGCAGGGAUACAGGAUCUACUACCGGGAGCUGGAGAACGAGGCGGCCUCGGCCACUGAGUCCAAGACGCUCAAGACCCCCUCCGCUCUGCGGGCCGAGCUCACAGAUCUGAAGAAAUACCGGCGCUAUGAAGUGGUCAUGACAGCCUACAACGUCAUCGGCGAGAGCCCGGCCAGCGCACCCGUGGAGGUCUUCGUCGGCGAGGCCGCCCCGGCCACAGCUCCGCAGCACGUGCAGGUGAACCCACUCACGGCCAGCCAGCUGGAGGUCACGUGGGACCCGCCGCCGCCCGAGAGCCAGAACGGGAACAUCCAGGGCUACAAGAUCUACUACUGGGAGGCGGACAGCCAGAACGGGACGGAGAAGAUGCGGGUGCUGUUCCGGCCCGAGACCACGGCGAAGCUGAAGAACCUCACCAGCCAUACCCAGUACCUGGUCAGCAUCUCGGCCUUCAACGCCGCUGGAGACGGGCCCAGGAGUGACCCCCGGCAGGGCCGUACCCACCAGGCCGCUCCCGGGACCCCCAGCUUUCUGGCAUUCUCGGAAGUAACCUCCACCACGCUGAACGUUUCGUGGGGGGAGCCCACGGCAGCCAAUGGCGUCCUGCAGGGCUACCGAGUGGUGUACGAGCCCUUAGCGCCUGUCCAAGGGGUGAGCAAGGUGGUGACGGUGGACGUGAAGGGGAACUGGCAACGCUGGCUGAAGGUGCGCGACCUCACCAAGGGGGUGACCUACUUCUUCCGAGUGCAAGCGCGGACCAUCGCCUACGGGCCCGAGCUGCGGGCCAGCAUCACGGCCGGCCCGGCCGAGGGUUCCCCGGGCUCCCCUCGAGACGUCUCGGUCACCAGAUCCGCCUCUGAGCUCACACUGCAGUGGACGGAGGGCCGCGCGGGCAGGACGCCCACCACGGGCUACGUCAUCGAGGCCAGGCCCUCAGAUGAAGGCCUGUGGGACAUGUUUGUGAAGGACAUUCCGCGGGGUGCCACAUCCUACACCGCCAGCCUGGACAAGCUCAGGCAAGGAGUGACCUACGAGUUCCGGGUGGUGGCCGUGAACCAGGUGGGCUACGGGGAGCCCAGCAGCCCCCCUGCUGCCGUGUCAGCUCAGGUGGAGACCCCGUUCUACGAGCAGUGGUGGUUCCUCCUGGUGGUGGCGCUGUCCAGCCUGCUCGUCGUCCUCCUGGUGGUGUUCGCCCUGGUCCUGCAUGGCCAGAACAAGAAGUACGGGAGCUGCGGCCCAGGUAAGAGCAUCUCCAACGUGGAGGAGUCCGUGACCCUGGACAACGGGGGAUUUGCCACCUUGGAGCUCAGCACCCGCCACCUCAACGUCAAGAACACCUUCUCGAAGAAGAACGGGACCAGGUCCCCGCCUCGGCCGAGCCCCGGCGGGCUACACUACUCAGAUGAAGACAUCUGCAACAAGUACAACGGUGCCGCGCUGACCGAGGGCGGGACCCUCCAGGAGAAGUCGGGGGACGCCACGGAGUCUGAGGGCACCGAGUCCGAGUCCGAGGACGCGCUCCCCCAGCACUCCUUCGUCAACCACUACCUGAGCGACCCCACCUACUACAACUCGUGGAAGCGGCGCGCGGGCGCGGCCCCGCACAGGUACGAGGCGGUGGCGGGGGCCGAGGCCGGGCCGGCCCCGCGCGCGGUGGUCACCACGCAGAGCGCCGUGUUCGCGCCCGCCGCCCACGGCGCCCGGACUCCGCUCACCGGCUUCUCGUCCUUCGUGUGAGCGGCGGCGACCCUUGUUAAGACAAUCAGCUCCGGGAACUGGGCUCCAGCUUGGGUUUAAGAGGAUCUGACGCCUGAUGAUUGAUUUUACCCACUUGUGAACGCGAGAUUUCAAUUAGGAAAGUUUUUUUUCACUGGCUUUUUGUAACAUCGCUGCAGGAAGCGGGUUUCUUUGUUUUCCUUUUCUUUUUACGAGAAGGUGUGUUUCACUGGUGCAAGGGCUCAUCACCCCGACCUGGGAAGAGAAGACCUGAGCCCUCGGUCCCGGGCUUCUCCAUCCUGCGCCGACUAGGAAGGCUGGCGGGGAGGGAGACGGGGGUCCAGGGAGGCCGUGCCUCUUGCAGGCCGUGCCCUUCUCUUCUCUAACCCCUGCCCGAGAACCAGCGGCCCGCGCGGGGCUCCAUCCCACCGUCUCCGUCUCCGGGGUGCGAAGAGCAUGUGUGUGACCCAGGCUCAGGGCCUGCGGACCCAAGGGCGUCCAUCUCUGAAAUGUCCUCACUCGGCAGUUUGUAGGCGAGGAAUCGGCUUUAAGGUUCCUGGCCGCGGGGCCACAGAUUCCAAGGUUCCUUUCGGCGUCCUUCCAGGGGUGAAAUAUUCGGGGCUCCCCCUUCCUUCCUUUCGACCUCGCAGCGCAGGAGCAGGAAGCACCGCUGCCGGGAGCCACCCCCGUGGCCCUCGGCGAGCUCGCUCCUUCCCUGACCGCACAGCACACGGCCAGCCCGCCAACCCGAGCGAACGAGGCAGCGGCUGCAGAAUCGCUCGCUGUGUAAGAGGUGUGCAUUGUUAACCAGAGUAUUUUUUAAAUCUUUUUAUCUUUUUUUAAAAUGUGUCACAUGAAAUGAAUGAGUCUCAGCUGUCUCCAGGUGCCUUUUUAUUAAUUGUUUAGCUUUGUACGUGGGAAAGACGAAGAGCGACAGUGUCUCCAAGUAUAGCAAAACGGCUCUGAGAAGACGGGGUCCCCAGCCCCUCCCCCCGUCCCCGUGCCUGCCAGGCCCCGCCAUGCGUGUGGCCCGCGGCUUUCCUUGGAGCGCGCGCGGCCUGGGGCCUCCGGGUUCCCGCCGCUGCCGUGACUGUGGUGUGGCUCUCCCUUCCCCUGACCCCAGGCCAGCUCUUAGCCUUAAUGGGUUUUCUGGAAACCGUUUUUUACUUUGUUACUGUUUUGUUUUCGUUUUUUAGCUAAAUGGUAAUAGCAUGAACUAUUUUGAAACUCCAAACCGUAGCUCUGCCUCUAGCCCAUCACAUCAUUUUUUGCAAAAGGUGUGUGAGGUACAGGUGGUCAAGCCGUGGUUCCAGGGCCAGAUGUGCCGGGAGUGCUGCUGCUGUCAGCGGGGUGUGCCCCGCCUCCCCCUGGGGGAGGGGCACUGCAGAAGGACCCCGCCGGCUGCCCGGUCAACCGGAGCCUGUCCACACCCCCCAGGGCACAGGACCGGCCUGCAGGUCCCCAAGGGCGGAAGGGCUGGGCCACCCACGCCACGGGGAGCCGGUCUCGUGGCCACCCGUGGGUCACGUGGUCUGUGGGGUCCCUUCUUCCCACGCCUCCUCCGGGCAGAGGGCCGUCUUAACCCUCUGAUUUCAGAGUUGCUGGGUGCGGUCUCCCCAGGAGACCAAGGAGAGUUUUGUGUUGCUGAAAAAAGGCCUCUUCUGUUUGAGAGUUUUGUGUUGGGUAAAAAAAAAACCCUUUCAGUUUCUCUAAAAGUAGAGGUAGGAGGUGUGGAAAGGUUCCUUUCUCUCUCCUCCUCCUCCUUCCUUCUCUCUUUCCUUCUUUCCUUCCUUCCUUCCUCCCUCCCUCCGUUCCUUCCUUCCUUCCUUCCUUUUCUGUGUAAAGGGGAAACGUUCUAAACCAAAAAUCCUAGACGCUCUGCCCAAAGCCUCUCCUGCGUGAGAAUCGCUCCCUGGUCAGGACCCGCCCAGGGCACGGGACCAGCCACCUCUGUCCUCUCGGCCCCAGACGGGGAAGUGGACAGAAAGCCCCAAGGCUGCCCCUCGAGUUUCUCGGAAGACAAGCGAUCGACAGAGAACGUGGACAAACACUGGCUUCCGCGCUCUGCUCUCUGAGCCGCACGUCCGCUGCUUUAUAUGUGCGAAAGUGCUGAGACGUCCUAGCGUGGGGACGGCUUGGUUUGAGGCGUGUUUCUGGCUUUUGGGCUUUUGUGACAACAUGACGCCUUUUUCCCCAGGCUCGUUAUACUUCCUGUGUUCUCUCUGCUUUGAGCGAACUUCUUUGGGACGGAACAGGCGGUCCGAGGCGGCGAUGGGCGUUGGCGUCCGCGCUCCGCCCGGUGGCACCGGCGCUGUGAGCCGUGGGAGCUACUGGACCAGAGGAAGAGCGGGGGGUCUCUGGUUAGGUUUCAGCCUCCAGGUAGUGUGGGCGUUGAGAAGCGUCGAUUCCUAACCUCUCGUCUUUAGGGAGGAAAAAAGAAAAUCACAGGAUAGGAAAAUGGAUACUGGAUUUUAAUCUCGGUUCUGAAAAAAAGGACGAGCACCGUUUCUCUCACCGAGGCAAGGAGGAGUGUUCCAUCCUGCCGCCUUCUGAGCCAUGAUGCCCGUCAGGUGUCUUGCGCUCAGCUGUCGCUGAGUCCCCCAUCGAAGGCCCCGUGAUGGGCAGGCGAGCCGCCCCUUCCGCGUGAGGACCCACAGCGAAGCAGCCGCUGGGCCGCGCUCUCUGUCUGAGCGGCAGGGAUGGGUUUGCGCGGGGCUCCCGUCCCCACUGGGGACUCCGGGCACAGGUUUCCAGCCGAGUGAGCGGCAGGGCGGGGCUGUGGGCAGUCCCUGUGGUUAGCGGGCCGUGGAGCACAUCUCCUUGAUCUACUGCACCUCCUCCCUCUGAAUAAAUCGGUCCAAACCAAGGCCUCCCCUUCCCGGCCAUGCUUUUAAGGAGCACUCGGUAAAUGUCGUCGCGGAAGAGACGUGAUGUGGGGCAGCUUUGGGGGAGACCGCAGAGGGUGGCGCGCGCUCCGUAAGCCCCUUGUGACGCUGUGCCUGCCCUGGGCCGCGACGGGACUGAAGCAUGGUGUUUGCGUAAUGUUGCUAAUGGUUUGUAGCAUGGUUUUCGGUUUUUACGAAUUCCUGGCACACUGUAGCUCUUCCCCCAGUGAGCAGUCAGGUCCACGUAUCCAGAUGCGGCUCUUUGAUUCAGCAUCCCUAUAGCUCCGAAAGGUGGGAGCAGGUGGAAAUCCAGGAACUGAGCUGGUCUGCUGUGCGUGCCUCAUUUCCUGUCAGCCUCGCCUGCUGGUUUAUCAGGGGCUUAGGUCAGUCCUGGAGUCUUCCCGGCAAUUUUCUGGAAUUGUGCAGAAAACUAGAUCUCCUUUAAGAAAAAAAGAAAAAAAAUGUAGGAAGACAGAGAGGUGCUAUGGGUACGAUUUUUAA
Messenger RNA from Balaenoptera ricei (Rice's whale), 9606 nucleotides. It is a transcript of the gene SDK1, whose product is annotated as sidekick cell adhesion molecule 1. Lineage: Eukaryota; Metazoa; Chordata; Mammalia; Artiodactyla; Balaenopteridae. Gene Ontology annotation, molecular function: protein binding. The transcript is spliced from 43 exons. The record is from RefSeq and is a predicted model, not a curated record. The coding region runs from base 89 to 6241 and encodes 2050 amino acids.